AUGUCACACAACCGCGCACAAUCACAGACGCGUCUGCCCUUGCGGACGAGAUCACGCUCGCCACUAGCAGUGUCCAGACCAACAACACCGCUCCGUCCGUCAUCUCGCUCGUCAUUCCGUACAUCACAAAACAAUGCCUUUGCCGGACCAUCGCCUCUCGACGCCUUUGAGCCCCAGUUCGCAGAACUCAGCGACUCGAUGGCAGACCUCGAGGCAAACCUGAUGCACCUUCAACUCAUGCACGAGAGCCUCAGCCGGUUUGGGGAGAGUUUUGCCAGUUUCUUGUACGGCUUGAACAUGAAUGCGUUUGUUGUAGAUUUUCCUGAGGCCCCGCUUCCAGAAUCAAUCAAGCGAUAUCAAAAAAGGCAGCGCGCUGCUCAGACAGGAGCCGCCGUAGACGACACAACCUUUCUGGCCAGCAAUGCGGGCGAGCCAGAAACGACCAUUCUGGCAACGGGCGAUGCCAGCUUCACGAGCCUCAAAGCUACUCCGCGACGCCGGACCAUGGCAUCGACGGUAACGCCAAGCACAACGUCGACGACGGCCAAGCAGGGUACGACUUCGAGCUCGACUCGUGGUGGCAUUCCAGCUAGGGCGGGCAGGGGUAUUGCUCGCGGUGGUGCGCGAGGGAGCGGUCUUCCGCGUGGGAGAGGUCGAGCUGCAAAGUAA
Messenger RNA from Exophiala aquamarina CBS 119918, 669 nucleotides. RefSeq names its product DASH complex subunit DAM1. The record is from RefSeq and is a predicted model, not a curated record. Gene Ontology annotation, biological process: mitotic sister chromatid biorientation. The coding region runs from base 1 to 669 and encodes 222 amino acids. The transcript is spliced from 2 exons. Gene Ontology annotation, cellular component: mitotic spindle polar microtubule; DASH complex; mitotic spindle pole body. Lineage: Eukaryota; Fungi; Ascomycota; Eurotiomycetes; Chaetothyriales; Herpotrichiellaceae.